Molecule: messenger RNA, 2063 nt
Organism: Hemibagrus wyckioides
Lineage: Eukaryota; Metazoa; Chordata; Actinopteri; Siluriformes; Bagridae
Gene: vmac
Product: vimentin type intermediate filament associated coiled-coil protein
Exons: 2
Coding region: 460-1101 (213 amino acids)
Source: RefSeq, a predicted model, not a curated record
CGACUCGUUGUCGAACGACACAUCUCUAGCUUGUUGCGAAGUUGCUGAAGCUAACGAGUGCGAGAGAGUGAAAAAUAAGAACAGUACAAUAGAUUAUUAUAUUAUUGUCGUUAUUUUUAAAGAUUGUACAGUAAUAGUUAGUAUUUGUAGAAUAGUCCUCUCGUCGCCAAGACUUGUGGGUGGACAGGAGGUGAUGCUGUAACGCUGAUUAGGAGCAUCAAUGCUUCAAGACGAGACUGAACGGCUAAAAUAUAGCUAGCUAUUAGUUAGCUAGCUUGCUACGCUAAAGUCACCGCUUAGUGCCAAUGAAGCUGAAGUAAUUGCUCGGACAGUUCUUGUGCAUGUGACUCAGCUAAUAGCAGGCUGCUAAUCGGGGCGGACUGAACGGGUAAGUAUGUAUGUAGGUUGAAGGAUAGACAGCUAGCUACCAGCUGUCAGCACCCGAGACCAGCAUCACUGAUGAUGUGUUUGCGCUCCCUCAGGCCAGUCUCGUUAAUAACACAUGCUGAUCGAUUGAUCUCAAUUCUGUUAAUACUCCCUGACAGGUUCGUUGACAUGUCGUCUCCAUCACCAGUACAAAUAAGGGAGGCGAACGCGCAUCUUGCUGCUCUGCACAGGCGAGUCGCUGACCUGGAGCAGAAACUCGAGGCAGCCGAGAACACACUGCGGGAGCAGGCUGAGAGUCUGAUCCGAAAAGACGAACAACUCAGGGCAGCUACACAGGAAAUAACCGAGAACAAGGACAGGGAGAUCUCCUACCUCCAUGAGAAGCUUUGUCAGUCAGAGGAAUCCAUUCAGAAACUCCAGCACAUGGUGAAGGAGAAGGAUUCCCUGAUUGGGCAGUUGCAGCACCGCUGCCAGCUGUUGGACAACAUCUGCAAAAGCCGUCCUCUGUUAGAUAGCAUGCUGGCCCAGAUGGCUGAGGCUGAGAGAAUGGGGCCUGUUAUUGACUUGGUAAAUGCUACAGCGGACACUUCGCUCACGGAUGGAGAGUCCAACUGCAGCCCCUGCGGCCUCUCAAAUCACAAAGACUUUUCACUCAGCGAGGAUGACAUGGACGAUCCAGAGCUAGAGGGCGUGAUGUUUGGAACAACAGUAUGAAAAUAAGAGUGUACCCAUCAUGUUUCCAUAUUGCGUGUCUUUGGUAGAGCAAAUGUGGAUCUUUGUCCACUAUGAGACCCAGAUUUUGACUGAUUCUUUACAUCCAAAUGUCUGUCCAGUCCAGUUCAUUUGAGUAUGAUUCUUCAAGCUGCUUCCAUUACAUUAUUGCAGUAAAGCUGGUUUAAAUAUGGUGGCCUAAGACAAGGUUUUAACCCCAUAUUCACCUAAUUCUAAAUUUCUGGAUUUGAGCACCAAAAAGUGAUCUAUUUAAACAUGUAAGGUCAGUUGUUUUCUUAACAAUCAUUUAGUAAGAAGCCACACCCAUGUUGACCUACAUGCCCUGGUGGGAUGAUAUUUGAUUCUGUGCCACUAACGUUUUUAGACAAAAGUAGUUGUUACUAAGUGGAUUCAAACGUUACUUCUACAUUAAGUUGGGUCAGUCGAACAGAAGUUGAUGUCUGGAUUGGUUGCAAAUAACUUCACAUAAUUUGUAAAUGUUUUAUUCUCAAUUUAGUUGUUAUUCCCUUGUCAUAUCCUUAGUAGCAUUCAUUUUCAGGUCACAAACAUCCAUUUUAUUUUCAGUUACAUUUUGUCAUGGAUUUAUGCAAUGCAAGUUUUAUCAUUAUUUGGAAAAAAAAAGAAUGGUUCCAGUUUAUCAGCUUGUUGGAUGGUUUGUUUUCUUUGUCCCUCAAAAUGACUUCUUCAAGUGGGUAACUGUUGCACAAAUUCUAGCUAUCAACUGUCCUAUUUGGAACAUUACAGCUAGAAAAUAAAACUGUUAAAAUAUCUUACUCUGUUUUAUGCAAAGGUGAAGUGUGCUACUGCAUCAUGGCACAGUGCUUGUGUAUCAGGGCAUGUGUGUGUUACCUUUUAUUUUCUACAGAGUUGAUUGGUGCCUCAAAUGUGAUCACUUGGUCUAUGGAAUUAUUUAUUCUACAUUAAUAAACUAUUUUGCUAAUCUA